GAUCCGGUGAUGUCCGUGGACACCGGCGGCAAGCCCCACCUGGACAUCGACGUAUGGCUCCAGAACCUGGACCUGCCCCAGUAUUCCGUGCUCUUCUGCAAGUACGGGGGCGUAGAGGAGAUCCUGUGGAUGUCCGAGAGGGACGUGAAGGAGCUGGGCGUACGGAAUGGCGCCCACCGCGCCAUCUUGGUGUCCUCCCUCAUUGUCCUCAAAAGGAAGUACGACAAAGGUUCGCAAUCGCGUAAGUCGGUCGGCACUCUGCUCUCCUCUCGAUAUCGAAGCAGUGGCUCCCUCGUACAAGUGAAGGAAAAGCCCAGCAACCUGGUGGGGAAGACGGUAUCCUACCCGAGUGUCCUGGUGCACUCCGCCAUCACGUCCCCCGUGGUGUCACUCAAGCGCUGCAGUUCCAGUUCCUCUAGUACCGGUUCUAGUCACAGGUCCAGCAUGGAGCAUCCAGUGACGGUUGAGACGUCUCCGGAGGACCUCAAGAAGGCGCUUGAGUGGGAGCUGGGCCUGGACAGCAGGGACAUGCGCAGCCACGCCUGGUACCAUGGCACCAUCCCACGCCAGCGAGCCGAGGAACUCAUGACGGCAGACGGCGGCUUCCUUGUCCGCGAUUGCGUCUCUCGUCCCGGGGACUAUGUUCUCACCUGUUGUUGGAAAGGGGCACCGCUGCAUUUCGUCAUCAACAAGGUGGUCCUGCAGCCCUACACAGUGUACGAGCGGAUCCAGUACCAGUUCGAGGACGACUGCUUCGACACAGUGCCAGACCUGGUCACCUUCUACGUGGGCAACAAGCGCCCCAUCUCCGCCGCCUCCGGUGCGGUGGUGUCGCGACCUGUCAACCGCAGCAUGCCGCUCUCCUACUAUGCCACGCGAUACGGCAUUGAAGUCCACAAUGCCAACUCGCUCGAUUCGGUGGUGGCACCGCCCGGCGGCAACACGCAGCUCCCACCGGAGCCGCAGCUCCCGCAAAAGAUGCACCACCCGUUCGUCGCUGGCCUGCCACCCCACUCCCCACACACCCCGGCGUUUGGCACGCUGCGCGGGGUCCAGGGUUCGAACCCGGGUUCCAACUCCCACCAGCGGAGAGGCUUCAUUCGCGUCGGCAGCGACCCCAUGUUGAGCCCCACAAUGGAACGCCGACCGUGGGACCACCAUCGGCCGCUCUCAAGCACGGCCAGCUCCGAAGGCGCCUCAGCAAACGCCGACGCCGAGGACAGACCACCACCCAAACCGAGCCGCGUCCCGUCGAGGCGUCUCCAACAACGUCCCACCGGCACGCUUGGGAGAGCAAGCCGCAGCCACGACCAACCUACGGCCGCGCAGUACGUCAACAACAGCGAGGGGCAGGGACACGUGUACUCUGAACUUGCCGAAAACGGCAUCUCGACGCAUGCAGACGCGCGAGAGCCACACUCGCCUUCCGAAGUGAAGAAGAAGGUUGCGACGCCGCACCGAACCCCUCGCGGUCGCGUCUGUGCCACGGUCGCCACGCGGUGUUCGGACCCCGGCAAGAUUGACCGCGUCGUGACGGUGCCAGAAGCGGAUCCCGUAUCAACGUUUGCGCCGGAUGCAUUCGCCACCACUUUGUUGCCGUCGGACAACAAGCCACUGGAGAAAAGUGCUAUGGAGCGCGUGCGCGGAGUGUUGUUGGAGGGGGGGCCACGCGUGCUGGCGCACCACCUGACCAGGGUGGACCUGGAUCUGCUGUUGGCGGAAAAGGACCGGGGCCUCGGCGUCAUGUCUGGGCUCGAACUGUUGACCCUUCCGCAAGGGUCGAGGCUACGGAAAGACCUCUUGGAAAGGACAGAGUGCCUCAAGCUGUUUGUGGCAGCAACGGUGCUGACGUGCACCGAUGAGGCAGAGCGUGUGGAGCUGCUCAACAAGUGGAUCCAGGUGGCCGGCGACACCAAGACAGCCCUGGGGAACCUGUACGGCUUCACGGGCAUCAUGCUGGGCCUUGCCAUGCCGCAGAUCUCUCGGCUGAAGACGACGUGGCUGACGCUCCGCCAGCGUCACACGGAGACCGCCCUCGCGUACGAGACCAAGCUUCGGCCGGCCCUGAAGCACAUGCAGGAGUGCAGCAACCCACAAGCACCCAACACCUGCCUGCCCUAUCUACUCUCCCUACUGCUCAUCCUGGAGCACGAUUUCGGCGAUCUCGGCUGCGCCCAGAGCCGCAGGGGCUCCGACGCCUCCUCGCUCGAGCUCUUCCCCUGGGAACAGUCGACGGCAGACUACGGACUGCUCCUGCUCGUGUCGCAUCUGGAACAGGGACGCUCGCUGGCACAGCAGUUGCCUACGCUCCGGCGCAAUGGCCAGAUCGUGCUGGAGGGCAUCAAGACGGAUGACAUCGCGCUGGACGUGUUUCGGACCGAGCUGCACCUCCUGUUCCUCUGGGGCGCCAAGGGUGCAGCGGUGGCGGCCGGGGAGCGCCACUCGAAGCUGGGGCAGGUGUUGGGAGUGAUGUCGGUGCGGUGCGAACCCACGGGGACGCCCGUGUGAACCGUCG
Molecule: messenger RNA, 2515 nt
Organism: Ixodes scapularis (black-legged tick)
Lineage: Eukaryota; Metazoa; Arthropoda; Arachnida; Ixodida; Ixodidae
Product: breast cancer anti-estrogen resistance protein 3 homolog
Exons: 9
Coding region: 10-2508 (832 amino acids)
Biological process (GO): small GTPase-mediated signal transduction; positive regulation of peptidyl-serine phosphorylation
Molecular function (GO): guanyl-nucleotide exchange factor activity; phosphotyrosine residue binding
Source: RefSeq, a predicted model, not a curated record